UGCCUCCAUUUGGGGACGCAGCCCCCUGCAAGCCCCCUUCAGGCUCAGGGCUGCCGGAGGCGAUGCUGCUGGAGGCGGAGGCCGAGAGGAGGAGGAGGACGGAGGAGGCGCGGGUCUCGGGCUCCGGGGGCCGGGGCUGGUCGGCUUCUCCCUUCCUCCUCCUCUGCUCGGGAUGGAGGGGUUGAACUGGGGCUCUGGGGCUGAAGAGAGAGAGGACCCCCGUGGCGACGUCGAGUUGAGAUACACUGGCAACAAAGGACCAUACUGACAUUACUGCUUCCCAUUCCCUCAGUUCAGAAUGUCUCAGAUCUGACUUGCAAUGCAACAAAACAACAUGGUCGGGUGGAGUUAAACUACGGUUAAAGAACAGACGAAGUGACCCUGUGGGCCAACCACAGUCCUGGCAUCCAGCCAAGUUCAUAGAGAACCAGCCCGAUCUCAGUAUGAUGCAAAUAUCUCAGGGUAUGAUUGGCAGUCCUUGGCACCAAGCCUACCAUUCCAGUUCCUCCGCAAGUGAUCUUUCCAGCUACGACCAUGGUUAUUUAAGGAGAAGUCCUGACCAAUACAGCUCCAGGGGGAGCAUGGAGAGCUUGGACCAUACUCCUGCAGGGUAUGCCCAACACCCUUGCCACCUUUCGCCUGCCAAAUCGACCAAUAGUAUCGACCAGCUUUCCCAUCUCCACAGCAAGAGGGAUUCAGCGUACAGCUCUUUCUCAACCAACUCCAGCAUCCCUGAAUAUCCAGCACCUGCAUUUUGCAAGGAGAGGUCCUACUCCAUGGAGAAUGUGCAUUCCCGAGGCCGACCACAGGAAGGGGGAAUGCGGCAGGCAGAUAUCAGGUACAUUAAAACUGUCUACAAUGCCCAGCGAGGGGUUUCAGAGGAGUAUGAAGUCAAGUCCUCUGCUCUCCUGCCAAGCUAUGAAGCUCAGGCUAAAGGUUACAGCUCCAGCAGAUUCCAUGGGUACAACAAAGGCCCACAAACCCGGAGUUCGUCUGACAGCGAAAGCCUGUAUAUGAAGGGGCCUCCCUUGCCACCAGCCCGUAGUGAUAGUUAUGCAGCAAUAAGGCACCAUGAGAGGCCCAGCUCCUGGUCAAGUCUUGAGCACAGAAAGUCAUGCAGGACUCAUCCCAAAGGUGCUUGGUCUCAUCUGGGCCAAGGCACUCCUCCUCCAGGGCAGCUCCAGAAAUCUGCAUUUUUAGAAGGACAGCUCCACACAGUGAUGGAGAAGAGCCCUGAGAAUAGUCCCACAGUGAAGCCCAAACAGGUCUACCCACAGGCAGCUCAGCCAGGGCAGCCAUUACUUCCAACUGGUGUUUAUCCUGUUCCUUCACCUGAGCCUCACUUUGCUCAGGUUCCUCACCCUACUGCAAGUAAUAGUGGAAUGGUUUAUCCAGCACUUGCCAAAGAGAGUGGGUAUGCACCACCACCUGUUCCUUCUCCAUCUUCAUAUGAAAAGGCUUCUACCUGCAGGUCACAUUCUGGCUUGGAUGAAAAUGGAAACCAAAGCAUUCCUAACAAGGCUGCCAUCUUCUACCAACCUGAAUUUGUGCUAUCCAUGGCAGGGAAGAAGAAAGAGGUGGGAGACACAGCUACAAAAUUUGUCCUGUACAGAACUCAUCCUAAAGCCUAUGCAACAUCUCUGAGACAGGAAGAAUCAGAGUGCCCUUACAAGACAGCAUCUAUAAUCCAGGAAAACAUGAGAAACACUCAGCGUUCAAACCACAGUGCUCAGCCACGGCUGUCCCAGUCAAGGUAUGUGAAUGACAGCAAAGUCCACUUCCAGUCAAAGGACUGUGGUUCAGGAGAGCAGCCAGAAGACAUGAAUGCUAACCUGCAGAGAGAUUCCACAACACAAAACCAGUGGAGCUCUAGUAAGGCCAAGCAAUAUGGCUUCUCCUCCUUGCAAAAUAUCCCAGAGAGCACAAAGUUGCAAAACAGCAAGGAGCUGACGGAGAUGCAGCCAGGUAAGAGCUACUCUGGUGCCAAAUGGCAUGUUAUAAAUUAUAGUAGCCAAGAAGAGAAGGAAAACCAAGAGCAGCUCCCUGAAUACUGGCAGGACAGAGAAUGGCAAGUCUUGGAAGCAUGCCAGGAUGCCACAGAUCAUCCCCAUGGUAUAGAGCCAAAAUAUGAGGUGCCCUCUUGUUCAUUAGCCCCAAAGCCAUCAGAUUUUACAAUUCGCCGGCUCAGUUCUAGUAGCACCCAAAGCAUUCAGAACUCUCAGUAUGGGAAGAUGGAAUCGAAGAAGGCUCUGUGUUCUGUUCUGGAAAAGGUGAGCAGGAUAGAGCAGCGUGAACAAGGCAAUCAGUGGCCACAGAAUUUGAGUGCAAACUGUUUUGGCCAGAAUUAUGGGUCAAACAAGUCUAGCAUAAAUGCCAUUGAGGAGAUGCAAAACAGUCAUAACUCUCAAGAGUUUGACCAGUUGCUUGAUGAACAUGGCAGGGUGGCCAGCCCAAAUACCUCAGGUCAGACCCCUUAUAUGCACCACCCAAUUGAGAGAGGAGCUGGCAAAGCAGAGAGGGCUAACUGGCAUUCUUCAGAGCAGCAGAUGGCAGCAACAACAGCUAUGGUACCAGUGCCACCACAGCAGAAUAUCUAUCAUGGCGGACCCUCUGAAAAUGAAUCACAGAAACAGGCUGGGCAGCUGCAACGGAGCAGAAGUACCUUCCAGUUGGUGGAGGAGCCUGAGAAGGAGAUCAUAUGGAAGGUUAAUAUCCAGGGCAUGAGCAGAUCACAGCUGGAUAUUCCCUUUAACAGGGCUUACAGGAACAGUAUUAAAGAUGCCCAGUCACGGGUUUUGAGGGCCACCUCCUUUAGGCGCAAAGACCUCAACAUUAGCCCUCCAGUUGGUAAGGAGCCAAAAAGGAGUGUACAAAGACCAGCUUCAGCACACCUUGGGAUGAGGAGCACUGCAGCAUCUCCACAUACCCCAAAGGAGAGGCAUAGCAUUACACCAACACAGACAAAAAUGGAAUAUACUAAUAAAGAAAGUCUUCCCGGGCCUCCACAUGUACCUCGCAUUGGGAGUAGGAAGCGCCUGACAGCUGAACAGAAAAAGAGGUCAUACUCAGAGCCAGAAAAGAUGAAUGAAGUGGGUGUGUCUGACAGUGAGCUCUCUCCUUUCUCCCUCCAGAAGAAAGUCCUCCAGUUUGUUUUUCCAGAGAACACAGUGGCUGAUAGGCGCAAGAUCUUUGAGCGGGAGAACAAGGCUUGUUCCACCAUCAAUCUGUCCAGGCCAGAGCUGAAGCAGCUGCAGCAAAAUGCACUGGCAGAUUACAUUGAACGCAAAACUGGGAAACGACCAUCUUCUGCAUCUCAGGAAACCAGCCUCCCACAUGAGGGUUCCCAGACACCAUAUCUGCAAACAAGUGUCCAAGAUGGCCAGUCUCUGUCAUCAUCUUCCAGCAUGAAUUCUCUUCAGGACCAGAGUCUUUUACAUCAUAGGGAGUCUCUAGAUCGGGUGUCUAGAACAGGACGUAGCAUUGUUACUCUCCCUCCUGGGCUUACGGGCUGCUUUGAUAUCCAUGAAUAUGACAAUAAGAAGGCAGCUCACCCAAAUAGGAGUAGCAGCAAGAGCUCUUUUCCCACUUGGCUGAAAGUAGAUCGCCAACAUGAGCACAAAGCCAGUUUGGAGCUCAGUAAAAGCACUCAGACUGAUCUUGACGUAUGCAACCAGCCAUUUCCUGAUAACCAAGCCCUGGACAAGAAAGCACACAGCAGGAAACCUGGGAAGUCAGCCUCUGCAGAGGAUUUGCUGGACAGAUCAGAAAAUCAGGCGGUCGCUGUGCACAUCCGAUCCAGGUCAUCCCCCACAGCAGAUAAGAAGUGCCAGGAAUUACUGAUGGCAGAAAAUACUGAGUUCAAUCGUUUUGUGAAAGAUCCAUUCUACAUUGUGGGUGCUGGAACCAGAUCAUUUGGCUGUAAAGAAAGAGGUGAGAUGGAGAGAUCAGCCUUCACACACUAUCAUCCCCAUCUGCAUCGUGGCAGUGAGGGUGUCAGUAGUUCAUCUGCACUGAAUGAGAGCCAGAAAGCUCCAGAACGUCCCAGACAUAUCAGUAGAACUUCAGCAUUUUCUGUACCUUCAACAGAGACAAAGGGCCAUCGUUCUGAUUCUAAGCAAGGCAGCAGACAUGUUACUCCUUCCAGAUCUGGCUGGUCUUUUCCUAAUGCUGCAAACUCCAUAUCCUCUCCUGCAAAUGUUCAGGUUGCUGCAGAUGGCCUAGUUCCAAGACGACAAUCCAGAUCUGACAAGGAUGAUAAUAGUAAAGUUCAGGCCCAGAUUCUGGGGAAUACCAGUUCUCCCCCCAAGGAGCCAAUAGAAGAAGCAUCUCAGAGGUGGAAAGCCACAGUUUCUCAAAGACACCUCCCAUCUAAGCUUAAAUGGAUCAAAGACAAUGGCAUGCCAAGGAGCUCUGUGCCUCCUCAAGCACCUGGGCAGAAGGUUUUCCAAAGGUGGCAAAGUUUUCCAUCUCAAAGCAGCUCCUGUUCUGAACCAGAAACCCCUUCUAGUCAAGGAAGACUCUCCCUCCGCAUCUCGGAAUCCUGCCUGCAGAUGUCUCCUCCAUCAUUCCCCCAGGAAGAGGAUGAUGAUGAUGUUUUCGUCAAAGAGACCCAGCCUCGUGCCACAGGCCCUGCUUCUGACAGUUCACCCCAUCCAUUGCCAUCUCCACUUCCUGAAGUGAGCCCCAGCCCCAUUGCAAGCCCUGUGGAAGAAUUCCCUCCUCCACCUGCCUCGAUACUAGAAGCUAAUUCUCCGACAGCACAAAACUCUACAAGCCUUGAAGAGGAGGAGCCUGCAGCAAGGAACUUGACAAGGUUUCCCGGGAACUUAAAUGACAAGGGAAAAGAACCAAACACAGCCAUUAUCAAGAGCAGCUAUGCUCUUCCGCUUCCAUCUAUGUCAAGCUCAGGAUCCAAAGCAAACAGUGUCACACUUUCCUUGGAAACACAACAUCAACAGUCUCUGGCCAUCCAAGAAUCAGUGGACAAAGUCUUUCCCAGUCAGGCAGGGGAUCUUACUGGGACAGAUAAUGAGUCUGAAAAUGAAGGCCCUGAUAGCUACACAGAGAAGAUUAAAAGUCCAGAGGAUAUCAAAGAGGAAGCCUUAGCCAAGGAGAUUAUCCACAAGGACAAGUCAUUAGCCAGCAUUCUGGAUCCAGACUCCAAGAUGAAAACCACCAUGGACUUGAUGGAAGGGAUUUUCCCCAGUGGUGACAGGUUGCUUAAAGAGAACAAGAAGAGGAAAACAAUGCAGAAAAGGACCAACAGUAGUUCUGUUCUGAAUGAUAAUAGGAAGGAUGAACCUGCUGUGAAGGAGUCUCUCAUGACACUGCUCUCAUGUCCAGCUUACUACAGUGUGUCUGGACCCAAAGCUGAACUCCUGAACAAAAUCAAGGAUAUGCCUGAGGAAUCAGGUGAAGAUGAUGAAGGUGUGGAUAUCAAUGAAAAGAAGGCUGAACUUAUUGAGAGCUUGUCCCAUAAGAUGGAGACUUUAAAAGAAGCCAAGGAGAGCUUGCUGGCGGAUAUCAAACUCAACAACGCCUUGGGAGAAGAAGUAGAAGUUUUGAUCAGUGGUCUGUGCAAGCCAAACGAGUUUGAAAAAUACAGGAUGUUCAUUGGAGACCUGGAUAAGAUAGUCAGCCUCUUGCUGUCACUCUCAGGACGCCUGGCCCGGGUGGAGAAUGUUCUCAGCAGUCUCAGUGAAGAUGCUGAUAAUCAGGAACGGAACUCUCUGAAUGAGAAGCGGAAAAUGUUGGCAGGCCAGCAUGAAGAUGCCCGUGAAUUGAAGGAGAACUUGGACCGCCGAGAGCGUGUAGUCUUGGAUAUUUUGUGCAAUUACCUCUCAGAAGAGCAGCUUCAUGACUACCAGCAUUUUGUGAAGAUGAAAUCUGCACUUCUCAUAGAACAGCGUGAGCUGGAUGACAAGAUCAAACUAGGGCAAGAGCAGCUCAAGUGCCUUCUGGAGAGCCUUCCCUCGGACUUCAUCCUUCCAAGCAAAAAGGCAGCAGAGCCUUCGGCCCCAGCUGGGAGCAACAGUAGUAACAGACCUCAGCCUCCAGCUUCUUCCCUCUGACCUUCCCUAGAGGGGGUUGUGUCAAAACCUUCUUGAAUUUAUUUAAUCAGAGACAGCUUUUAACUUUUUAAAUUGAUGUUUCACCAUUUCUUUUUUUUUUUUUAAUUAACAUAGGGAAAAUGAACAACAUGAAAGCUUUCUCUUUCUUCUCCUUGAAAUUACAACUUAAACCUCUCUCGAUCACAUGAGAAGGGACUGGAUUUCUGUGGCUAAAAGAGAUGUAGAAGAGGCCAACCACAUCUGACUGCAAAAGGCUGGCUUAUCAUAGAUAAACUCAAGCUAGUCCCAAGUUAAAAGGAGUCUUGGGGGACCCUCUGAGCACUGGUGGUCAUUAAAUAAUGAAGGAUAUACAAUAAUGAAGCCUUAAGAUAUUAAUGGGAUACCUGCUGUCUUGAACAAUAUCGGUAUUUAUAUUUUUUAAAGAUACAAGAUAGAAUUCUGUAAAGAUUUUGUACAUACGCUAACCAGUUAUUUGAUUCUACUUCAACAUGGAUGUAGGAAAAAUAAUGUUUAAUUAUUAUUAUUUUGUUACUUAACAGAGGAACCCUCAACACACCCCUAAAAAACAUGUCACACACCAUAAGUUGGAAUAGUGGUAUAGAUACUUUAUAAAAGAUUAGCAGGGAGGAAAAUGCUUCAGGGCCUGAUCCAGGGAUGAUAGUGCACACAAAAAAGGUUGUAUGCAGCCACUUAUUUUGUGUAGUUUAGCCCUAACAUUACAUGUAGACACUGAGUUGUGCUGGCAAGCAGGAGAUGCACUCUCAGUUUUACUGGGUGAGGAUCCCCAAUCAUAGUGCUAUGGAUCAUACCCACAUAUGCAUAGACAUGCACAUACAAUCCAUGGAUCUGCCUCCCAACCUUGGCAGGUCAUUUGUCAUGACCAAGGGCAGUGAUAAUACUGAGUGCAAAUCUAUUGUACACAAAAGACAAGUCUCUGCCCACCCCACAUCACAGUGCAGGUUUGUGAGGGCGGUUCCAUGCGGAGAAUGCCUCUCCCUACCACACCCCAUCCCUAGUGCAUCAGUCAGUCACUGGCUUGGGGCAUUUUAUCUCUUUCAGAACCCACUGAAUGUAUCAGUAAGUGACCUUUCUGAAAAACGUUUGCACAACAACAUACCGUCUUCCAGAUCUGCAGUGAACAAGCACUUGUGUGAACCAAAUAACUCAGGAGUCAGCCUCAAGCCGAAGCAAAGAGAUUUCCCCCUUGACUUUGUCUUUCUAUCCCACUCUUUCUCUCUCUUGGGCUCAGUGACCAUUUAAAAACAAUAAAACCAGAAAGCAUGGAAUUGCAUGCAGCUUGCAAUAUGUUUGAAUGACUUCUUGAGGUGGUUCAUUUGAAUGUCCUUAUUUAUAGAUUGCUUUUAAAAAUCCUUAGCCUUCAUUGUUUCCCUUUAAACACCAUAGUACUUUGUUUUGUUGAUUCAUUUGGAUUUGGUCAUAUCCAAAGUGAUCUGUAUCCAAAACUGAGAUGCAGACAAAAAUGCAACUUGAAUUAAUUCUCACACUCUCUCUAAAUCUCAGUGAAAAUGUAUUGUUCUUUUCUCCUAUACAGAUGACAGAUUCUGCCUCCAGAUUGUUUGUUUAAAAUAUGUUGAAUUUAUGUGCAACGUACUAAGGAACUGGGACUGUUUCCAAUUUCUUGCUUGCUUUGGUGUUUGGAGGCAAAGUUCUCUAAGACCUUCCCUAGCUGUUUUUCAACUCAUUUGAGCAGAAGAAAUUAAAACCUGAGAAAGGUUACUUUUAGAGAUUGCAACUUCCAGAGUCCCCAAGAAUUCUGGGAAUUGUAAAUAAUAAAUAAUAAAUAAAAAUUUUAUUUAUAUACCGCCCUUCUUCAAUCAGGGCGGUGUACAACAAGAUUAUGCAAUACACUGAACACCAAAUCUGUUACAAUUCUGAAACUAAUUUUUGCAAGCUCAGGCAGAAUUAUAUGUUUAUAUUUGUAGCUGUGGAGAAUCUGUAACUGGGAGCUUUUCAACUCUUUCCAUAUUGGCCUCUUCUCUGCAAAUCCUUCUCCUCCUUAUCAUUUCCCUCCAUGUCUAGGUGUCUUUGGAUCUUGGAGCCCAGCUCAAGAAAAGGGAGAGUGUUUUUGUCUUUUUUUUUUAAUGGAGGGUAGAAGAAAGGUGAAGUAUGUUCCUGCCAUCUGCCAGUCCUCCCUACAAAUUACCUGAUCCUUAAUGAGCAUUAUGACAGGCUUAAGAACCCUGCAUUAUCUUUGUAAUGUUCAGCUCCACUUCAGGCUACAUUCCAGGAUAUAGGAAUAUAUUUUAAGAGCACUUGUUCUAUUUUUCCUUUUUAUAGCACAUAAAUAGCUGCUAUAAUGUUAACUAACAAGACAAACAGUCUCUUUAAACAAAUGGAAUUCAUACUGUGUAUGUAAAAAUCCACACUCUUGUUUCAUCCUUGUAGUGGCUGCCCUUCCAACCAAAUGUGUAGAACCAAGGAGACAGACGGAGAAGUGUUGGGGUGCUACAGAAAAAGGUGCUAUUGAGUCAUGUUCUACCAUGGCUCAAAACAUAGAGAGGGGUGCCUCUAUGACUCCUCUUCCUCCCUAAAUGUUGCCCCCUGGGUUAGUGUGAUGGCCGCAUUUUGCCCCCUGUGUAUGUUACCUCAGUUGUCCACUGCAGGGGAUAGCUAAACUGCAUUGAGGCAGCCCUUUGUCUCUCCCCACAACCCCACAGUUGCCUCAGUUUUUUAAAAAAAGGCAGAGCACAUGCUCAGCUGUUUGGAUCUGGCAACUGGUAUUAUGUGAA
This is a messenger RNA of Sceloporus undulatus (fence lizard), 8821 nucleotides long. RefSeq names its product shroom family member 3 (gene SHROOM3). The record is from RefSeq and is a predicted model, not a curated record. Gene Ontology annotation, cellular component: cortical actin cytoskeleton; apical junction complex; apical plasma membrane. Bases 444 to 6071 code for a protein of 1875 amino acids. Gene Ontology annotation, biological process: actin filament organization. Gene Ontology annotation, molecular function: actin filament binding. The transcript is spliced from 10 exons. NCBI's taxonomy places the organism in Eukaryota, Metazoa, Chordata, Lepidosauria, Squamata, Phrynosomatidae.